Mycotypha africana is the source of this 276-nucleotide messenger RNA. RefSeq lists its product as uncharacterized. The transcript is spliced from 2 exons. NCBI's taxonomy places the organism in Eukaryota, Fungi, Mucoromycota, Mucoromycetes, Mucorales, Mycotyphaceae. The record is from RefSeq and is a predicted model, not a curated record. The annotation marks the transcript as partial.
GUUGUCGGUAAACCUUUUGCAACUCUGAGGAAACGUGAAGCUAAAGGUCAAUUGAUGGUUGUCACAAUCGAUGAAUUUAAAACCUCUAAAACAUGCAGCCUCUAUUUCUAUGAUGAUAUGCAAAUUGUUGAUACUCCUGGAUUCAAGGGUACCGGCCUAUGGCAGAGAGACGUUAACGCCGCUAUCAAUAGGAUGACCCUAUCUCGAGCAGUUUGGUAUGGAGCCGGAAGACCCGAUGUUUUCAAGCCAGCGAAGAAGAAAAAAGUAUCACCGUAA